Molecule: messenger RNA, 616 nt
Organism: Zalophus californianus (California sea lion)
Lineage: Eukaryota; Metazoa; Chordata; Mammalia; Carnivora; Otariidae
Exons: 4
Coding region: 5-616 (203 amino acids)
Source: RefSeq, a predicted model, not a curated record
UAAGAUGAUGGCCCGUUCUCCAUUCCUGCUCUUCUGCCUUCUUUUCCCCUCGUCCAUGAAUACUCUACUCUGCCCUCAGGACAACAGCCAAUAUGGAGCAAGCAGAAAUCUGGAGAUGCCGGCCCAGAGGUUGCCCCAAAGCAGCCACACCACAAAGCCCCGGAUGUGCCACCCUGGAGAACGGCCUGGCUGUCUGGCUGACACGGCCCUCAGCCCGCUGCCAUUGACAGAGGAGGCCCAUGCCAACUCAGAGAUUUGGAAGAAACAGAAGAUGAUGAAUGACAAUUUGGUGACACUAAUGAAGCAGCACACACCAGCUCAGAAAAGAGUCAAAUCCGGGAAUCAAAUUGCCCGUGGGAGGAUUCAUCGAGGCCCCAUGCUGAGUGCCUGUCUUGGGAGGACAAAGCUAAAGGGAGAGAUGAGAGGCCUGGCUGUCUGGGAAUCGGAGCGAGCUGGAGUUGGCAGUUCAGAGCGCAAGCCGUUGUCAGUAGUCCAAGAAGCCACCUGGGCCACCUCAGCCACUCCGCAGGCUCUGGGGCUCCGAUUCCCCUCGGCACUGUGCUCCCCACCACCUCAUAAACAAAAGCGGCCAGCACUUCAUCUUUUCCCUUCUUAA